Molecule: messenger RNA, 951 nt
Organism: Yamadazyma tenuis ATCC 10573
Lineage: Eukaryota; Fungi; Ascomycota; Pichiomycetes; Serinales; Debaryomycetaceae
Source: RefSeq, a predicted model, not a curated record
AACUUCGAAGGCAAAUAUCUACAGCACAUUUAGCACCUAUUUGAUUCGACAUCAUUCAGGUUGAUUGAGAUAUUGCAUUGAAAAUACAGAAAACAUGGCUGAUAGGUAUUCAUUCUCGUUAACCACUUUUUCUCCAAGUGGUAAAUUAGUUCAAAUUGAAUAUGCGUUAAACGCUGUCAAGCAAGGGGUGACAACCAUAGGUAUAAAAUCUGCUGAUGGAGUAGUGUUGGCCACCGAAAGGAAAGUUAACUCAAAUCUUUCGAAGAAAGAUACAAACUCCAAAGUAGAAUUGAUUACUCCAGACAUUGGUAUGUCAUACUCAGGAAUGGGUCCAGAUUUCCGGGUGCUUGUUGAUAAGGCCCGUAAGUUGGCUCAUACAAACUAUAAGAGAGUCUACAAUGAGUAUCCUCCAGUGAAAAUUUUGGUUCAAGAGAUUGCCAAAGUUAUGCAAGAAUCUACGCAAUCAGGAGGUAUAAGACCUUUUGGUGUUUCCUUGUUAGUGGGAGGUUACGAUUCUCAGACAGAUGGUUUCCAAUUGUAUCAGGUUGAUCCAUCUGGAAGUUAUUUCCCAUGGAAGGCCACUGCUAUUGGCAAGACUUCUGUAUCUGCGAAGACCUUUUUGGAAAAGAGAUGGAAUGAAAACUUGGAGCUCGAAGAUGCUAUUCAUGUGGCUUUGUUGGCCUUGAAAGAAUCUGUGGAUGGAGAGUUGACGGGUGACAAUUUGGAUAUAGCCAUUAUAAGUGGUCCUCAAGAAGAAUUAUUAGGAUUCAAGGGAACUGACAUUCCCGGUCCAAGAUUCAAGAAAUUAACCACAGAAGAAAUCAAUGACAGAUUAGAUUCCUUGUAGGAUGUUCCGUUGUUUAUUCUAUAUCCCUCAUAUAUAUUUCCGUAUAUAAAAAUAAUGAACUAACAGUUAGAGAUCGCAUCCUCACCAUUAUCGGCACGCUCAUC